AUGCUGUCCAUCUCGAUGAGUUUUAGCCUCGGGGCUGCUCUCCUUGCUUCCCUCACUCACGCCAACCCGGUUCGUUCGGUCGAGUCGAGGCAGGCGGAUUGCGGUUCUCACGGCCCCGGCAACAGAGCCUGCUGGAAUGGAGACUUCAACUUGGACUCGGACUUUGAGAUCCUCACGCCGCCCCAGGGGAAGCUGAGAACAUUCGACUUCACCCUCAGCAACCUGUCCGACAUCGCGCCGGACGGCGUCCACAAGCCGGCCAUGCUGAUCAACAACCAGUUCCCCGGGCCGACCAUCGAGGCCGACUGGGGCGACUUUGUGCAGAUCCACGUGCACAACCAGCUCCAGCACAACGGCACCUCGUUCCACUGGCACGGCAUGCAUCUGCGCGGCCACAACGAACAAGACGGCGCCAACGGUGUCACGGAGUGCCCCAUCCCCCCAGGACAGAGCAGGACGUAUUCUUUCCAGCUUACACAGUAUGGUACAUCUUGGUAUCACAGCCACUUCUCCGCGCAAUACGGCAACGGCGUCGCAGGCGCCAUCCAGAUCAACGGCCCGGCGUCUGCAGAUUACGACAUCGACCUCGGCCCGUACGCCAUCAGCGACUGGUACUACGAGACGGCGGACCGGCUCGAGCGCCAGGCCGAGCUCGUGUCCAACGGCGGGCCCCCGCCGCCCAGCGACAACAUUCUCUUCAACGGCAAGAACAUCAACCCGCGCGGCGGCGGCGGCGGCCAGUACCAGAAGACCAGGCUGACGCCCGGCAAGAAGCACCGCCUGCGGCUCAUCAACACCUCGGUCGACAACACCUUCACUGUGUCGCUGGUGGGCCACAACUUCACCGUCAUCGCCACGGACCUCGUCCCCGUCAACCCCGUCGUCAAGGACAGCCUCUUCAUGACCGUCGGCCAGCGGUACGACAUCAUCAUCGAGGCCGACAAGCAGACCGAGAACUACUGGUUCAACGCCACCCUCGGCGGGGGCGGCCUCUGCGGCGUGUCCAGGAACCCGCACCCGGCGGCCGUCUUCUUCUACGACGGGGCCCCCGACAGGCUCCCCGUCGACCAGGGCACGCCCCCCGCCGGCCUGGGCUGCGCCGACUCGACGGGCUUCGUCCCGGUCCUCGCCAGGACCGCGCCCGAGGCCGAGUUCGACGUCAAGAAGCAGAUUCUCGACAUCGCGCUGGGCGAGCACGAGAUCAACGGCAACAAGGUCUUCCGGUGGACGGUCAACGGCAGCGACAUGGACGUGCAGUGGGACAAGCCGACGCUCGAGUACGUCGCCGAGGGCAACACGUCGUGGCCGCGGCGCGCCAACAUCAUCGAGAUCCCCGAGGCCGACGCGUGGACGUGGUGGAUCAUCGAGAACACCAGCCCCGUGCCGCACCCCAUCCACCUCCACGGCCACGACUUCCUGCUGCUCGGCACGGGCGCCGGGUCGUUCGCGGGGGCCGGGGUCCCGCUGAACUUUGAGAACCCCGUCCGCCGGGACGUCGCGCAGCUGCCGGGGUCCGGGUGGAUGGUCAUCGCGUUCCGGACGGACAACCCGGGCGCGUGGCUCAUGCACUGCCACAUCGCCUGGCACGUCAGCAUGGGUCUCAGCGUGCAGUUCCUCGAGCGCGGGGACGAGAUCGCGGGGGCGAUGGACCUGACCUCCGUCGCGACCACCUGCGACGCCUGGAGGGAGUACUACCCGACGGCGCAGUGGCCGAAGCACGACUCCGGGUUGUGA
This is a messenger RNA of Colletotrichum higginsianum IMI 349063, 1734 nucleotides long. Its product is annotated as multicopper oxidase. The record is from RefSeq and is a predicted model, not a curated record. Gene Ontology annotation, molecular function: copper ion binding; oxidoreductase activity. Lineage: Eukaryota; Fungi; Ascomycota; Sordariomycetes; Glomerellales; Glomerellaceae. The transcript has 3 exons. The coding region runs from base 1 to 1734 and encodes 577 amino acids.